Molecule: messenger RNA, 4665 nt
Organism: Chroicocephalus ridibundus (black-headed gull)
Lineage: Eukaryota; Metazoa; Chordata; Aves; Charadriiformes; Laridae
Gene: TXNRD2
Product: thioredoxin reductase 2
Exons: 17
Coding region: 31-1587 (518 amino acids)
Biological process (GO): glutathione metabolic process; cellular response to oxidative stress; cell redox homeostasis
Cellular component (GO): cytosol; mitochondrion
Molecular function (GO): flavin adenine dinucleotide binding; thioredoxin-disulfide reductase (NADPH) activity; glutathione-disulfide reductase (NADPH) activity
Source: RefSeq, a predicted model, not a curated record
GCUGGGCGCGGAGGCCCUCUGCCGUACAGCAUGGCGGCGCUGUGGCGGAGGCGGGAGCGUCUCCUGGGCGCGUCGGGGCUGUGCCGUACGGUGCGAGCCCUUUCAGGAAAGAAUGAGUAUGAUCUUCUGGUAAUCGGUGGAGGGUCUGGGGGCCUUGCUUGUGCAAAAGAAGCUGCUCAGUUUGGAAGGAAAGUAGCUGUUCUGGAUUAUGUGGAACCUUCUCCACAAGGAACCAAAUGGGGACUUGGUGGAACUUGUGUGAAUGUUGGCUGCAUUCCUAAAAAGCUUAUGCAUCAAGCAGCCCUUUUAGGGAGUGCCCUUAAAGAUGCCCAACACUAUGGCUGGAAUAUAGCCCAACCUGUUCAUCAUACCUGUUUCUUGUUUUGUGAUAGGUCUGUGAUGGCACAGGCUGUUCAGAAUUAUGUGAAAUCCUUGAACUGGGGACACAGAGUGCAACUACAAGACAAGAAGGUGAAAUAUUUCAACAUGAAAGGGAGUUUUUCUGAUCCGCAUACAAUCUGUGGUUUAACAAAAGCAGGUAAAGAGACUGUUGUUACUGCAGAAAAUAUUGUCAUUGCUACUGGAGGAAGACCAAAAUACCCUACACAUAUUGCAGGUGCGCUGGAGUAUGGUAUCACAAGUGAUGAUCUGUUCUGGUUAAAAGAAUCUCCUGGAAAAACGUUGGUUGUUGGAGCCAGCUAUGUUUCACUUGAGUGUGCUGGUUUUCUAACAGGCCUUGGGUUGGACAGUACAGUCAUGAUGAGAAGUAUCCCGCUUCGCGGGUUUGAUCAGCAAAUGGCAUCUUUAGUAACUGAGCACAUGGAAUCUUAUGGCACGAAGUUCUUAAAGAAAUGUUUCCCAACCAAAGUUGAAAAAUUGGAGAGCAACAGAUUGCAAGUCACCUGGAAAAAUACUGACCUGGGCACGGAAGAAACAGAUUCCUUUAACACAGUGAUGUGGGCAGUAGGCCGAGCCCCUGACACUGAAACUCUCAAUUUGGAGACAGUUGGAGUGAAAACUAAUUCUGAAACUGGAAAGAUCAUUGUUGAUGCCAGCGAAGCUACUUCUGUUCCUCACAUUUAUGCAGUUGGAGACAUAACAGAGGGCCGUCCUGAAUUAACACCCACAGCAAUAGCUGCAGGAAAACUGCUGGCUCGGCGUCUUUUUGGUGAAUCUUCAGAAUUGAUGGACUAUGACAAUGUACCUACUACAGUUUUCACUCCCUUGGAAUAUGGUUGUGUUGGACUCUCGGAAGAAGCGGCUGUGCAAUGUUAUGGAUCAGAUAAUAUUGAGGUAUACCAUGCAUAUUAUAAACCUUUAGAGUUUACGGUGGCUGAAAGAGAUGCAACUCAAUGCUAUAUGAAAAUGGUGUGCUUACGAGAGAGAGAGCAACGAAUACUUGGCCUUCAUUUCAUUGGACCAAAUGCAGGCGAAGUUAUUCAAGGAUUUGCCCUUGGAAUAAAAUGUGGUGCUACGUAUCCUCAACUGAUGAAGACAAUUGGCAUUCACCCUACCUGUGCUGAAGAAAUUACCAAGCUGCACAUUACAAAGCGUUCUGGCUUGGAUGCAACAGUCACAGGCUGCUGAGGUUAAAUAACCAUCCCUGGAAAGAAGGAAAAAAAAGCACAAAAUAUAUUUGUAAAGAAAAGGGGCACUUAGAGUUGAAACAGCUUCAGUGGUUCAGAUUCCAGGAAUCUUUCUUGUUCUCCCUGUAGACAGGUUUUUUUCACAGCCAGACAACGAAAUUGUCCUCGCACCGUCAUGAUUCUAACACCAACGCAGUCCUUUGUAACAAAUCUCUCUUUUGAAGUGCCUGUAACUCUUGCCUUGCUGGGAGCUAAGGAAUAAUCCCAGUUUUAUAUAUGUAAAUGUAACUGAAACCAGUGACAUCUGAGGCCAUCUACAAAUUAAACAGCUGACAUUUGAGUUUCUCUGUUGGUGUGACUGAAUGCCAACAGAAGCGUCUCCCGUAACAUUCAUAUAAUGGUACGAAUUGGACAGGACCUCCCGUAGAAUUCUGGUGAUGCUACCUUCUCCGGAGUGCUUGGGUAGCUCAUUGCUGAUCCUAAUCUUGAACACUGAGAGUCAGUACUCACUAGUAGAAACAAGUUCCCAGAGUGUGAAGCAAUGGAUAAGCUGUCAUCUUUGGGUUUUUUCUUUAAAAUGUAAUAUGUACAGGAAUUUAAUAGAAAAUCACUUAUCACUGAAGCUGUGCUGCUACUGGAUGAAUCCCAAGGGAUUAAUCAGUGGCAGCCUGGUCGUAACAUUAUGGUGAUGGCUGAGAAUGAAUGAGCUCAGAGGUGCUAAAGAAAGAGUUGAAUUUUAUGAUGACUUUUCUGCCUACUCUUGAAAUUUCUAAUUCAGUUCAAAUUAAGUUGACGCAUCUCACACAUUACUGCUUGAACACCAUAUAUUAAGCAAUGCUGAUGAGUAGAAUCAAAACCACGAAUAAUCCAACUCAUACAGCAUUUUCUGUUUUAUAGAAUGUGGAAAUCUGCCUGACACAGUGAUAUAUUUUGUUGGUUUGUUUUUAAGAUUUUCUCACUGAUGAGCUGGAUACUGCAUCUGAAUGGAUUUAGGUCUGGCUUUAAUAAAACACGUUGCUGAAGGGAACUAUAUUGAACAGUGAUCUAGACAAGAAAUGGUCCUGCUCAGAACAAAGAUAGAAAAUAAUUAUGUGCAAGCUUUUUUUUCGCCCCCUGAGUAUUGGCCAGAGUAAGAAAGCAUUAAUCUGUUGCAAAUUUCUGCUUAUUUUCCUGCUAUCCAGAAGGGGGAGAUGCUGACUAAUUUCUGGCAAUGAAGAAACAGAAAUCUGAUGGUGAAGCUUCUCUUGCAGAACCCUGUUACAUCGGUAGCCCGGCAAAGGCAGACACAAACCAAACUGCACUGAAUUUCAGUCCAUGUUGCAGUUGCAGCAUUUUGAUAUGUAAAGUCACAAAAUUUCUUGCACCCUUAACAGCAGUUGGGGUUGAAUAGUGCAGGUAGGAAAAGCGAUCAGCCUGAAGUGAAACAAAAUGUAUUGUUUUUGCAGUUAAUUUAUAUCAGUGCUUUUGUGUGUGGAAUUGACUAUUUUCGUAGCUGUCCUCCUGCUUGUUGCACAGUUUGGAAGAAUAGUCUGAUGGUCAUGUAUAUCUUUGCUAUUUUUUCUUUGUCUGCUAUUUCAUCGCUGCAACAUGCAGCACAGACAAAUGGUUGCUUUAUUUCAAGUGCGAAAUCUUUUUUUUUUUACUACGAGAACUGUAGUUGUCAGAGAAACUAUUAGACAAAAGGUGAUCAGGCCUUCCUGUGCUGUAAUGGCAUUUAUCACACUUUCAUUGAUACUAGAAUACUUCAUUUUCAAAGAUUUGUUCUGACUUGAACAACAACAAAAGAAAUCUUAAACGCUUUCUUUACAAAGUUUCCUGAUUUUUUUGGUCCAUGUUUCUGGUCUGUAAAAGAGGAAGGAGUUUGAUGGCAAGUGGCAUUCCUUAUCACAUCUGCUGAUGCCAUUUUUCAUAUGUGAAGUUAUCCAUAAGCUUCUAGUUUAAAAGAAAUACUUUGGGUGGAAGUUCAGGCAGUGUUUUAACUACACUUCCACUGAAACACUGCCUGAAUAUUGCAACUGCCUAUAGAAGAAAUGAUGAGAACUUUAUAUCUGUAUAUAAAUGAGUGCAUACUGGCACAUUCAGAAGUUCCUGUUUCCUUUAAUAAAGAGUAUGAUACAGCCAAAAGCCCUACUACAUUUUCCCAGCUCUUUACACGCACACAAAAAAGUUCAUAGUAAAUUAGGGGGUUUUUUUAAAUUUUUUGCUUAAGAUUUCAAAACAUUGAGAUACUGAGCAUCUCAGUCUCCAGAGAUUUUGCUGUGAGAAACAUCCCAACUCUGACUAAACUGUAAUGUGUAUGCAUGCAGGAUUAUUUUUUCCUAGUGAUCACCUAUUACAGGUCCCUUUUUCACCCGUAAAUGAAAACACUGGUGUUCAGCCACGGGAAAGUUGCUUCCGUUCUCUGUCCAGUGCAUCCAGCAGGCAGAGUUGUCUGCCCCUACAGAGAAAUGAAUGGAAAGAUGAGUUAAUUUCAUUAAUCAUAAGGUUCAAAGUAAUGAUUUGGGAUAAUAAGUAAAGAGAUCUCAAAAAAACCUGUCCUUAGUGUAUACGGGGCACGGCACUGCGGCAUGCCAUCCUCACAAGUAACAGAACUCUCUUGGGUUCAGAAUUGCUGAGUGCGCUGCAUGAAAAUCGAUGCUGUAUCUUGAACAGCAGCCUAGUUCUGUUCCUUAUUUCGUGGAAAACGUUGUUGCCCCUUGAAGUAAAACUAAACAUACAUUCACACCUACAGAACCCUCAUGUCCAAACCAACAGCAAGAUUAAAUGACAACUAUUCUGACUGUGCUUUUUUUUCCUGAAGGAUUUGCCAGGGAUGGUCCUUAAGAAUUGUUUUUAAAAGCCUGACUAACGUCAAUUGAAAUGCUGAUGUACACUGCAAAUUACUGAUUAUAUGUGAAAAUUAAAAAAAAAAAACAAAACAACAAGUAGUCAGGCUUCUUCUCCGGAUGCCAGCUGAUGAGGGCUGGUUUGUCAAACCACACCGUGGUGCAAACAAGUCUGAGCAUUGCUGGGUCCCUCAUAUGUAUGAUUCCAAUAUUUAUUGUGUUGUGAAUUAAUGAAUUAAUAAAGAUUUUUUUCU